AUGAAAAGCUUAGGAGUCAACCAUGUUCGGCACCUGUCGGAUUCCUGCGCCCCUCAGGAGCCCUUGUGCCCUCUGACCCAGGAUGCACAGGGCACUUAUCUCCUCAGCCCAGCUGUGAAUCAUUAUGGCACACUGGAUCCCCACCUGCACCACUUUGCCCCGACCAGUCCCACCACCCUGCAGCCCCUCAACAACCAGCUCUCCAACAGCAGCACCUUUCCUCGGUUGCAUUUUACCUCCCAGCCGGAGCAGGGCGAUUACCCCCAGCAGGGCUUUGUGGCACAGACAGGGAGUCAGGUGGGCUCUCUGGCCACCUCCAUGUCUAUGGGCAUGGGUUUGGGGCUGGGCCUGGGAGGUGCCCCACUUAUUACCAGUGGCACAGCUACCAUCUCCUCAGCAGCUGCUGCCAAAAUGAACCGUCUGCCAGCCAGCCUGCUUGACCAGCUGGAACGCCACCUACCGCUGCAACGUGAUGGAUUCAGCACGCUGCAAUUUCACCGGCGCAGUCGAAGCAGCAAGCAGCGAAGCGAGAGCCCGGGCCGUAUCCGACACCUUGUGCACUCCGUUCAGAAGCUCUUUGCUAAGACUCAGUCUCUAGAGACCUCUGCCAUGAAGGGCAACAUCCCAGGAGAUCGGACCAAGACAGUUCAACGCAGCAAGAGCAAAGACAGGAACAGAACAGAGGGCUGCAAACAGCCCAACAUCUCUGGGUUCUGGAGCUCGGACGAUGGGCUUGAUGAGGAUGUCGCCAUCGCUGCGGCCACCAAUCCACCUUCGGGGGGCGCCAUAGCUGUGGCCUAUCGCAAUCCCCUGAGCAUGAUGACUCUUGGCCGCAUGGUGUCAGACAGUCAGGCUCCUCCUAGGCACCACCCACAGGGCUACAAUACCAUCGCUGCUCACUCUCUCAAAGCCUCUAAGAGCAGUGGGGACCUUAAAUGCCAGACAGGGCUCCAGGUGGGUGGUGGUGAGGUAGGGAGUGGAGGUGGAGGAGGAGGAGACAGCACUGUGGUGAAGAGGGGCUCUUGGUCUACGCUGACACUCAGCCACGCCAAGCAAGUGUUCCAGAAGGGCUCAGCCACUGUGAAUCGAACACUGCUCAAGACCAAGUCAUGUCACCAGGACUUGACCAGCCACUACUUACAAGUUCCUUUGGGAGACUGCAGUGGCACAAUGAACCAGAGCCGAAACCCCAAUGAGAUUCCAUGCAGGAGGAUAAGGAGUGGUAGUUAUGUUAAGGCCAUGGGUGAUGAAGAGCAUAGUGAGGAUUCUGAGGGCAGCCCCAAACCAUCACCCAAGACAGCAGCCAGAAGGCAGAGUUACCUAAAGGCCACACAGCAGUCCCUCAGUGAACAGCAGCAGCCUCCAACUCCACGCAAUUGUCUCCCCUCUCUGAGAGAGCUCUCUGCAAACCGCAGUCUAGACAACCUGGACUGCCUCAUGAGUCAAAGUGACUGGAGUACUGAAGGGGGCUUUGGCCAUGGCUUCACCACCCUGGCCCGAGGUUCCGGUAUCAGUCAGGUUGAUGCAAUACAUAAAUAUGAACAAAGCUACACCAACAUGGCGAUGUACGAGGAGUCGGAUUCGCAGGCAGUGGAGGCCCUCGACCUGCCCAUGCCCACAUGCUUCCGGUCGCGUAGUCACAGUUACCUGCGAGCUAUCCAGGCCGGGUGCUCUCAGGAUGAUGACACAGCAUCUGCCGAUUCCGACGAGCCUCCACUACCACCUGGAACUGUCUCCACAUGCAUAAACACCUGCAAAAAAACGCCACCUCCAGUACCGCCACGCACAGCCUCUAAACCCUUCAUCUCAGUGACUGUGCAGAGCAGCACAGAGUCUGCCCAGGACACUUACCUGGACGGGCAGGACCCUCGCAGUGAGGUCAACAGCCAAUCGGGCCGCAGCAACUCGUCAGACAGUCUCAGCAGCGUGCGUACUGGUAGCCUGGCAAAGGGCUCUUGCCCCCUUCAGCUCCCUGUCGCAACCCCUGUAGACCCACCUCCUCCGUCCAGCAGUGGUAACAGCCAACCCUCAGAGGAAUCUAAAAAUGAAUCCGUAACCCCAAGACUGACUGUGGAAGAACCCAAGAGUGAAGCCAUACCCAAAAGAAAGCUGUCAUCUAUUGGCAUUCAGGUUGACUGCAUUCAGCCAAUCCAGAGAGAAGAGCCAGUUGUUGUGGCCAGGUUCCAGUCAGUCGGAGUACAGGUGGAAGACGGCAGGCCGCUCAGCCGUUUCACCAGUAUGGCAUCAAGGCAGGAGACUACGGAGGCUGAGUCUCAGGACCAACCCGAUGACAAACCCUCAGACAACUGCACGGCCCAAAACAAGGCUUCUGUGGCCUCUAGUGCCGAUUGUUCCAGCGCAGACUCAUCGUCCAAGGCCCAAAGCGGCUCAUCCUUGACCCCAGAGAGCCUUGACCCCGCUCUGGAUCCUUCCUCCCUUCCCCCUCCGGAUCCUUCUCUGGAAAACAGCAAUGCGAGCGGCGUUAACGGCGAGCAGACGCAGUCGGGCGGCCAGGCUUGCCUCAGAGACGGCCACUGGUUCCUGAAGCUGCUGGAGGCUGAGACUGGUCGCAUGGAGGGCUGGUGUGGGCAGAUGGAUAAGGAGACCAAAGAUAAGCAGCUCUCAGAAGAGGUGCUGGGAAAGAUCCGGAGUGCAGUGGGCAGCGCCCAACUCAUCAUGUCGCAAAAAUUCCAACAGUUUCGCGGUCUUUGUGAGGAAAACCUGAAUGUUGAUGCCAAACCCCGGCCCACGCCCCAGGAUCUGGCUGGCUUCUGGGACCUACUCCAGCUCUCCAUAGAAGACAUCAGCAUGAAGUUUGAUGAGCUCCACCAACUCAGGUCAAACAACUGGCAGUUACCAGAGGCACCUGAUAAGAAGGAGGAAACAAAGCAGCCCCCACCUCCUGUGCCAAAGAAACCCAUCAAAACGAAGUCUCCGGGGGGCAAAGAGAAAAGCGGCGACUCAGGGGUUGACAAGCAGCGGCAGGAGGCCAGGAAACGCUUGUUGGCCGCCAAGCGGGCGGUAUCCGAGCGGCAGAACUCUGCCACUGAGAGUGCGGACAGCAUUGAGAUCUACGUCCCCGAAGCCCAGACACGUCUGUGAGAGCCUGCCUAUCUCAGGCAUCAGCCUCUCAAUGAAGGAA
Messenger RNA from Chanos chanos (milkfish), 3142 nucleotides. It is a transcript of the gene dlgap4a, whose product is annotated as discs, large (Drosophila) homolog-associated protein 4a. Bases 1 to 3102 code for a protein of 1033 amino acids. NCBI's taxonomy places the organism in Eukaryota, Metazoa, Chordata, Actinopteri, Gonorynchiformes, Chanidae. The record is from RefSeq and is a predicted model, not a curated record. The transcript is spliced from 12 exons. Gene Ontology annotation, cellular component: postsynaptic specialization; glutamatergic synapse. Gene Ontology annotation, molecular function: molecular adaptor activity. Gene Ontology annotation, biological process: signaling.